UUAUUACUUUGUUGCCAACUCGUGUGUUGCGGCCGGCCGCUCGUGCAUGUCGUUUUCCUGUCGUGUGCACGCGUCGCAUUGAGCUGUCCAUGUUGUAUUUAGUGCACUUCUUGCACAGCAAAGUAGCCCCGGCAGCUCACUUCUUUUAUUCCGCGAAGAUUUUCUGAUCUUUUUAGUCUCAAACAUGUGCGCGGGGCUGCCUGACAUUUCCACCGCACCGGAGGAGCCUCUCCCCGGCACGGGUUUGCACGCAACCCGGGAGACUGUCGUCCUCCCCCGGGUUGUAAAUUUAUUUUGGGGGAAAAGCUGUCGACAGCGUGGCUGAUAGUCUGCGGAGCCGCCGCCGCACCGAAUCGGUAAAAGUCGAUGCCCCCCUCCUCCUCCGUGCUCGGCGGCGGAACAUCGGCUGACAUUCCGAAAGUGUUUUACAGUCGGUGUGAAAUGUCGACAUGUCAACUUUGGCUUCCUCCGAGCGCAGACGUGGUCGGGACGCGGCGGAGCGAAGGGAGGAGGCAUUUUGUGUUCGCACGCUUUGCUGCUGGCGAAAACGACUAAAAAGUGUCAGCGGCGGUGUGAGUCCGCCGAUGGAAAUAGGCUCCAGCAGCCCGAGCUAUGGUCACCUCUGUCCCUCAACUUCACUGAAAUGCUCCACCUCAUUUUCCUUUCAUUUCUCCUUUGUUCCCCUUGUUGUUCCACCAAUUCUUCUGGUGGACGUGUUACUGUAAGUUGCACACAGCUCGCCUCCUCCUCUGGUCGUUUCAUAUGGUGACCAGGUCAUUUGUCUCUUAAAAUGCACAGUACAUGGAGCUGGACGUGUCAGGUAGUGAUGGCACUGGUGAUGGGCUGUAAUGUGGCUCACCGUGGCUCUGUGGGACUGUGUGUGUGUCUGUGAGGAUCUCUCUGCUGUGCCUUUAAGUGGAGGAGUGCUGGAGAUUAGCCUGGUCCAGGAUCCUGGGCCCAUCUGUCAGAGAGAUGCUCCGACAGGGAGGAAGUGUCGGGCACAAGCAGGAGAACCAUCUGCUCCUCCACAGAGGUACCCUGGCACCUCCGUGGACGGUAGCAUGAGGAGUGGACCACACAACACCCCGCAUCACCCACUAGUGUUGUUACUGCGCCUAUAGGAGAUUGCAGAGGGGUGUUUUUUAAUGUCUGAUUGUGCAUGACUGUUUUCUUUUCAUUGAACAUGCUAUUUUCUGCUAAGGGUUAGUUUGCACUUUUCUAGUUUCCUAAUGGACGUUAUUGUGAGUGCAUUUCCAGUCUUUCUGGCCACUCAAAGAGCUUUCAGUACAAGUUGCAUUCACCCAGUCAUGCACACAUUCAUACGCUAUCAAUACAACUAUCGAGGGCAAUUUGGUUCACUUGGAAUCGGAGGGGCUGGGGAUUGAACCACCGAGCUCCUGCUUAGAUCUCUAUAAAAAAGAUUCUGCAUGUGAAUAUGUAGAUUUUGGGGCCAGAAGCCUCCUGGUUUCUGUUUCUAGUUUGACCAAUCAGUUUUUGAGCAAGCUUAGGUUGUUUGCAGGUAAACAGUCUGUGUAGAGCUAGAGAGGCGGAACACACUGACCGAAAUAAAUCAGAUAUUUGCCUUUUUGAUUUAUCUGUAUUCAGAUGCAGAUUGCUGUUAAUAGAGAUUAACCAAAAUGUUGUCUUGACCUGAAAAACCUGCAAAAGUGUCAUUGUUUGUGUUUUGUUUGGCUAAUUUGUCGUCAGGCGAUAGCCGAUAGCCCAACUACUAGCCAAAGAUGAUUCAUCUUUAAAUUAUUGAAUGAUUAUGUGGCCCCUACAACCUCCUUUACCUCUGUGAUGACUGAAGAGUCACAGAGGCUCUAUGUCAGGUUGAAGUCUCCUUUAGUCUUUAUAUGAUGCUCUGGAAGAGACUGAUUGCUAAUUGCCGAAUUUCCCCUGAGCUUGUAUUUCUAUGAGUUGACUGAAGCUGCUUGCACUUCUCAUGCACUGUCCUUGCCUUCACAAUUGUUUACCCAUCAUUGAAUGACAGGAUACGAUCACAGCGCCCCUCUGCAGGCACAUGCACAGCAAAGCUUAUGUUAAAGUGUUCGAUGUAAUUGUGAACUACCGUUAUGUCCUGUAUCACGUACUUUCCCUUAUUAUUGGAAAGAGCAUUUCAUUAUUAUCUCAUUGGACCCUUCCCCCUGUCUUGUGUCCCAACCAGCUCCGUCGCGCGUCUGCUGUCAAGCUGCUGUUUCAUCUCAGAGACGUUUUAGCAUUCUGAUGUGAAAUGUCUCCUCACUAUAAGCUGUGCUUAAUGAAGUGUUUCAAUCUGCUAUAAUUAGCCUCUGUCUCGGGUUUCUGACUUCGUUUCACAAGUUUGUCAGAUUAUAAUUAUACAUACUUGACACUAAUUGGAUGUCGCUCCUGUGGAACAGUUUGACCUUUUUUUUGUAUUAAGUUGAUUCACUUAUGAGAAAUGAAAUGCCGGGUUUGAGUUUGUUGUGGAGAUGUGGCGGCAGAUGAGGCUGCAGCGUGCAAGCCUGUGCACGUCUGUGUGAGGUCCGUCCCUCUCAUCUGAGCAUCGUGAUGGGAGGACGGUAAUCUCCACAAUCUGCUGAUUAAAAUGGAGUCUGGAAUAUUUAAUUAAUAAGGAAGCUCAUAAAGCUGCUCAUAAAAUUUGUAGCCACAGCUGGAGGUUUCUACAGGUUGGACUCAUCUUCCUGGUCCUUCCUCCAAUUAUCUGCUACCCUGCCGGUGUUGAGAAACCUACACUUUGAAUGAGUCAGGCUCUUUAUUGGCUCUUGAGUGUGUAGGUGUAUGGUCUGGUUUUACUCCUGCCCUCAGCCAGACUGAUGUUCUGAUUGGUGCAAUCAGAGGUGGUUGUAAGGAUGCAGUCACUCUAUACGACCUCCUCUUUCCCUGCUCUUGUUAUGUGGUAGCUGUAGCUUCCUGUAAAACAGAUGUGCACCUGCAGAUUUGAAAGCCCUCCUGAACAGAGCAGACGUGACUGAAGUUAUGUUUUUCUAGAUCAUCAUGAAUCACAUCUCCUCAAUGCUGGUUAAAAGUGUAUAUAUAGAAGUUUUAGUGUGGCCGCAGAUCACACUGUGAGCUGCUGUACUGCAAACCCAAGUUUUGUCAUUAGAUAUGCAAAACAAGCGUUGACGCAUGCUCGCAUUACGGACGCAGCCAUGUGACAUGGCCAACCGUUGACAGGAACACGUUGAUAGCGGAGGCCCCUGCUGGCCACAAGACUUGCUUUUUGUUUUCCACCCUAGUGCACACACUCACCUUCUCUACUCAACUGGAAGAUAUAGAGGGGGUGUGCCACAUACUGUACCUCUGAGGCACCUUUUGUUAAGCCCUGAAACACGUGAAAUCAGAAUGUUUCUAGUUUACUCUGAGUCCUUGAGUCUGCAGGAUUUUGUCACCAUCUGACAGAGCCAGGCUUAAAGGUUGGGCGACCAGUUCUAUAAGGAGGCCAUCGAGCAGUGCCGCAGCUACAAUGCCCGCCUCUGUGCUGAACGCAGCGUCCGCCUGCCAUUCCUCGACUCACAAACUGGUGUGGCUCAGAACAACUGCUACAUCUGGAUGGAGCGGCACCACCGUAGCCCUGGGGUUUCAGCCGGGCAGAUGUACACGUACCCCGCCCGCUGCUGGAGAAAGAAAAGACGGCUGCACAAUGCCACGGAUCCCCGCCUGGGCAUCUAUGGUCUGCAGCUCGACGGCAGCCUCAUGUCCAAGGACGCCUUGCCCACUCAGAGCACCACACUGGAGGCGCUGCUGCGGGGAGAGGGCCUAGACAAGAGGAACGCGAAGAACGACGAGGAGAGCCUGCUGGAGAUCCAGAGGGUUCUGGAAGCAGACGCAGCAGAAGACGCUUUCAACGAUGAUGACGACUACGAGGUGGACACUCCCAAAAGGAGACAUCGAGGCAAAGGAAGAGGUCGGGGUUCAGGCCGCAGGAGGACAGACCAGGAUGAUGACAAGCCAUACGUCUGUGACAACAGAUACAAACAAAAGCAGAACUCAAAAUCUUCGACCUCAGUCUGUGCAAAGCGCUACAGGAACCGUACAGGACUCAGUUACCACUACACCCAUUCCCACCUGGCGGAGGAGAACAGAGCUGGACAGAGGAACAAGGUGGCGUCCAGAUCGCCCUCUGUACCACAGACUGACAGACACAAACGUCCAAAGGGUCCAGGUGGGACGAGCAUUCCCAGCAACUACUGUAAUAAAUGCCAGGGCAAGAAAACGGGUAAAUCUGGGUCUCCCUUCUCAGCCUGCCAAUGCACAACUGCCCGCAGAGAAGAGAAGGAAGACGGGACCUUCACCGGAGCCGAGGAGCUUUUUGGCACCACCUCAGAGAGCGACACUUCCACCUUUCACGGCUUUGAGGACGACGAGCUGGAGGAGCCGGCCACAAAUAGCAACGGAAUAACCAAUCGACACAGAUAGAGCGAACCUUUAAGAUUUCAAGAGACAAUAUUUUGUUUUAUAUAUGGAUUAACCUCUGGCAAAAAUUUGCUGCUUCUUUUUCAAUGUUUUUUGUUUGCAGAAAGCACAAAGUGAUAAUUUCAGGACAGAAAUGCAAGUGGUAUUUUAUCUACUGAACAUUGUUGAAUAAUUUAUGAACUCCCUUUUUUUAUAUAUAAAUAUAUAUAUUAACUUUUAAGGCAAUGGACGACUCAGUGUUUGUUGACGAGUGACUUGGCCUUCAAUGCAAAACAGAAGAUGAUUUUUGGAGUUUUUUCCCCCCUCACUGGAGCAGAAGAAGCAUAAAUAUGACAAACAAAAAACACUGGAGAAAUCUGAAAAUUGAACAAGUGAAAUUUUUCAAGACGUGAAUAAUUCGCGUGGGGGUUGAUUGAAUGUCACUGCAGACCCCUACUUGAGCUACAAGAUGUUUUUGAAUCAGCAGUGGCUGUUGCUAUGAAGGCCUCCUCUUCUGCUCUAUCUUUGGAUGAAACUUGUAUGAAAAUGAAGGAACCAAUGAAAGGACUGCCACAGGCCACUGGAAGUGUUUGGAUGAAGAAAUCUAUUAACUUAAGUCUUUACAGAAACCGUGUAGUUAUAAAAAGAAAGGAGCAGUCAGCACAUGGGCCCAGCGGGGGGGGGUGACCAGUGAAGAAGAGGAUUUAACCCUCAAACUAAUGAGCCUUCAGCUCCCUCCUGGUUUGGGCCUAAAACAACUGACUGAAAUGGACAAACACACGUCCACCUGUUCUAUAGGCUGUGUGGCUUAAUUGAACUGCUCCCUCGAUGAUAUGUAUCGAUCCCUUCUCAACAUUUGAUCUGUGACUACAUCCAGCUUCAUUUUAUCCUCUCUGCACUGUGUUGGAGCUCCACUGAACUAUGGGAACACUAAAGGCCAGGCCUUUGGACUGUUUAGUGCCCACCGGGUACAUUUGGGGCCCCCGCGGUCCAGCCUGCCCACUCCUGCUCUGUGACUGUGUGUCUGCUGUGUGAUCCGAUGUGACACUAAGACGUCAUUAUCCUCAUCACUGUGCCAGCCCGCCGCUCUGCACUGGAAACCAGCCCUGACAGCCAUGACCCUCCAACCUGAUUGGACCAGUGACCCUCUGACCCCCAGCCAUAGAGAUGGUGCUCGAAUCCACCACUAUUACAUUCAGACCUCUGGACUACUGUAUUAAUACUCUGACAUGGACGCAAAGGUUUUCUGCUUCUGUCCCUCUGUCUGGUUUUGCUAUAUCUCUUCUGCCUCUCUCAUCUCUUAUGGGUCGCAGUAAUUGAGCUCUUUUUUUUUUUUUUCAUCUUUUCUCUGUUGUAUAAUAUUUCUAUGUUUUGAACUCUUUCAAGUUUGAUUAGUAUGACUUCUUGGGUUUGUUCAGACUGUAUUGAUACCUCUGUCCUGAUCAGGUGCACAAUAGCCACAACUACUCAGGCAUCUUUCAUUUCCUCUGCUGUUGAUUGUUCAGCCAUUCAGCCCUGAUUCAUGUGAUUGUAUUCAGUUGGCGAGGAGGGACGGUAACGCCACACAAGGAUCCCAUUAUAAUCAACUACCAGGAGGGAUCUGGGACGCCACAGUCUCGUGCUAUAGGAAAAAAAUAACAAGCUUCAACUCUCUGUCUCAUCUGUGCUGAAUUUACCCGGUGUCACGCUCGCCAUCCACUUUUUGCCUAAAAUCUACAGCCUCAGUAGAUUUUGCCAAGAGUGAAAUUCAUCUCCGAUUCAUUUAAAAACAAUAUUGUUGCUACAGCUACAUAAACUCCUCAGAUCUACGUACUUACUGAGAAGUGAAAACUGUAUAAACCCGGUUAUGUGACAUUUCCGUUGAGUGCUUUUCGAGGGCCCAUUUGCUUUAUGACAUUUAGAAGGUGCUUGAAGUACUGUAAAAAAAAAGAAAAGAAAAAAAAGCCUUUUAGUUCUAUAGGUUGCACAUGCUGCAUAAGAGGUCCACUUCCUUCCAUGUAAUUAUUCAGUAUCACUGCAAUGUAAUGAUAGCUGCUCCGUUUUUGAAGCUAACCAUUAAUCCUAUGUGUUUUGUUUAUGACUUUCUUGUGCAUUCAAACCAACGUUCUUCACUUCCCUCAGGGACCCUCCACAUCGCAGUUUUAUCUCCUCUGGACAAACAGAGGAUCUGAGACCCGUCAGUUAUCUCGUCUUCGUCUCUUGUGUCGGUAACGUGGCGUUUCCACAGUUACAACUGUGUCUUCUAUCCUCUAACGUCACGCCAGUCAGUGAAAAGCAUGAUGUGUCAUCAGUCAUAACCUGCUCAAUGUUACCGAUCGUGUACAAACAGGCCUCGCAUGGUGCAGUUCUGAACAAAAAGGAGAAGCUCCGAGAUGCAAAUGUCAGUGAUGUCCGCUUCAAAUAACGUGUCACCAAUCAUUGAAUAGCCUGUAUACCUCGUCAAAAGACACAGCAAUAGGCCCCGGUUCUCCCCUGUCAAACCUGCCAGGGGCGGAGAGGGAGGAUCGGGGUGGGAACGGAGCCAAGAGGAGAUGAAAUGGACAUGACUGGGCAUUUGUCUCAUCUUCACCUAUAAAUACAAGGCGAACUGGAGAGAAUGAAGAAGUCUUCGUUUGUUAAACUAUUUUUAUUGUUCUGAGAAAAAUAAAGAAAAAAAUAGAGAAUGAA
Messenger RNA from Hippoglossus stenolepis (Pacific halibut), 7044 nucleotides. Its product is annotated as zinc finger protein DPF3. The transcript has 11 exons. Bases 3535 to 4401 code for a protein of 288 amino acids. Lineage: Eukaryota; Metazoa; Chordata; Actinopteri; Pleuronectiformes; Pleuronectidae. The record is from RefSeq and is a predicted model, not a curated record. Gene Ontology annotation, cellular component: nucleus.